AUGACAUUUCCUGAAGAAGAAGAAGAAGAAGAAGAAGAAGAAGAAGAAGAAGAAGAAGAAGAAGAAGAAGAAGAAGAAGAAGAAGAAGAAGAAGAAGAAGAAGAAGAAGAAGAAGAAGAAGAAGAAGAAGAAGAAGAAGAAGAAGAAGAAGAAGAAGAAGAAGAAGAAGAAGAAGAAGAAGAAGAAGAAGAAGAAGAAGAAGAAGAAGAAGAAGAAGAAGAAGAAGAAGAAGAAGAAGAAGAAGAAGAAGAAGAAGAAGAAGAAGAAGAAGAAGAAGAAGAAGAAGAAGAAGAAGAAGAAGAAGAAGAAGAAGAAGAAGAAGAAGAAGAAGAAGAAGAAGAAGAAGAAGAAGAAGAAGAAGAAGAAGGGGAAAUGCUCACCAUCAAAUGAAAAAAGGAAAAAGAAAUUCAUAUAAUGCAAUUCGAAGAGAUAGGCCCCCAGUACAGUUGGGGUGUGGUUGAAGAAGAAGAAGAAGAAGAAGAAGAAGAAGAAGAAGAAGAAGAAGAAGAAGAAGAAGAAGAAGAAGAAGAAGAAGAAGAAGAAGAAGAAGAAGAAGAAGAAGAAGAAGAAGAAAAAGAAACUCAUAUAAUGCAAGAAGAAGAAGAAGAAGAAGAAGAAGAAGAAGAAGAAGAAGAAGAAGAAGAAGAAACAAGAACCAAUGAACACAAGCACUGA
Molecule: messenger RNA, 675 nt
Organism: Sycon ciliatum
Lineage: Eukaryota; Metazoa; Porifera; Calcarea; Leucosolenida; Sycettidae
Product: cilia- and flagella-associated protein 251-like
Exons: 3
Source: RefSeq, a predicted model, not a curated record